Parnassius mnemosyne (clouded apollo) is the source of this 3299-nucleotide messenger RNA. The record is from the annotation of a GenBank genome assembly. Lineage: Eukaryota; Metazoa; Arthropoda; Insecta; Lepidoptera; Papilionidae.
GACCACAGUCGCAAACAAAAAACAACGCACGGUCUAUAAUUUGUCAAAAGAAACACUGGACGAACCUACAAUAAAAGUAUUGUCGAAAGGCUUAAAUUUUGCUAUAACGCCGCAAAAAAUCCCGUACGAGGAAAUUAUCUGUAGUGUUGAGGAUUGUCUGUUUAAGAAUAAUAUCGGUAAAGAGGAUUUAGAGGCUAUACGUCAAGACAUUUCGUUCUUGUUACGUCGAAGUUCAGCGCCGAAACUAAAUCUUCCCAAAGACGAAUUUAAAGCGUUGUACAACUUACGCAACAGACUCGAGCUCACGAUUCUCCGCGCGGAUAAAGGAAAUGCUACGGUAAUAAUGGACACGUCAGAGUAUAAUUUCAAAAUACAACAACUUUUAUCGGACGUAAGUACAUACAAAAAGGUCAAAAUAGACCCUACAACUAAUACACUCAAAACAACUACUGAUUUAAUAAAGAAAUACUCCGAAAAAUUAGAUCUUGACGUGAAUUCGACAAUACCAUCAUGUGCCAAACCACCGAGGUUGUAUGGGUUACCGAAAAUACACAAAGCAAACGCUCCACUACGUCCUAUAGUAAGCCAGAUCGAUUCACCAACUUAUAAGUUGGCUCAAUACUUGGCAAAAAUACUGUCACCACUAAGAGGACAUACCAGAGCACACACAAAGGAUUCAUACCAAUUUGUUAAUGAGAUUAAAGACUUACAUCUCGCUGACAAUGAAACUAUGGUCAGUUUUGAUGUUCAGUCACUAUUCACAUGCCUACCUAUUGAAGACUGCAUCUCAAUUGUUACUAGAAAGCUAGAAGUUAACAACAUGCCUACAGAAUAUGCAGUAUUACUCAAACACUGCCUCACAUCUGGCUAUUUAUUGUGGAAAGAAGAGUUCUACAUGCAAGUAGACGGAGUGGCAAUGGGCUCACCUGUACCCCGUAGUCGCCGACAUAUUCAUGGAGGACUUUGAGGAGAAAGCCCUUCUUACUGCUCCUGUAAAUCCAAGAUUCUAUAAGCGGUACGUAGACGAUACUUUCACAAUUUUACCAUCUGACAAAGUAACUGCAUUUUUAAACCACCUCAAUUCCAUAAACCCUAAAAUACUAUUCACAAUGGAGUUAGAGGCAAACAAUCCUUUAGCUUUUCUAGAUGUUUUAGUCAUCCGAAAUCCCGAUAACACUAUUGGUCAUACUGUGUACAGAAAAAAUACCCAUACCAACCGAUAUUUAAAUGGUGAAUCUCACCAUCAUCCUUCACAGUUAGCUACCGUGGGAAAAUCUUUGUUUCAGAGAGCACGAGGGAUCUGUGACAGAAAACAUCUGGCCGCCGAGCUUCAGCACGUCGAGCAAGUACUGCAAGACAACAAGCUUCGGGUUCCGCGCCUACGUCACAGUGACCGAGUGAAGCUAGCCACAGUCGAGCGUGUGCCUGCUGUACUACCCUAUGUCAGAGGAGUCACAGACAAGUUAGAUGGGAAUGAGGGGCCCAUAAUUGUCUGUUUCACCUGUCAUGCAAGACUCAUUCGUUGCAGAAGAUUACAACAACAGGCUAUUGAGUCAAAUGUGGUUCUGGAGCAGUUGCUUUCAGGAGGAUCCAUGUCAAUACCAAAACCGCAUAAGGUUAGAGGUGAGAUUAAAUUCACACCAAUUUAUCAUAUAGAUAUCUGGCCUGUAGAGUGUGAUAUAGACAAUGAUUGCAAGGACGAAGUUUUUUGCCUUGAUGCCGUUAAAAUUGAGGAAGAGAUUUUCGAAUAUGAGAAUUCCAAAUUUGAAGAAAAUGAGAAUCAUGAAACAGAACCAUACAUCAUACCGACAAAUCAUUUUUCAAAAGCGUCUGAGAGCAAGAUUAAAUCAAAUUCUACUGAUUGUAACAUAAACGAUGUUUGUAAAGGAAACCUCGAUUUAGAAAGCCCUACUAUUAAAUCAAAGCCUAAAGUCAAAAAAGAUAAUCAACCAAUUAAUAAAAAAGGAAAUCAUCCUGCAAAUAUUAUGAGAAAGAAAAUAUUGAAACAAAAGAGUGUAAAUAUACUCACGAAAAGAACGUCAGGGGCAUCAACAAAAUACAUUUUUGAAUGUGAUGGUUGUAGCAAAAAAUUUUCAACAAAAGACAUUCUUGCCAAACACAUUUCAUACAGUCAUAAGACGCAAAAGAACCAAAAGAACACCACUGCAGUUCGGACACAAGUUGAACAAACUUCAGUACCACAACUAACUGAAAUAUUUAAUUGUGAUAUUUGCGAAUUUAAAACAUCUCAAAAAGGUUGCAUUUUGGCACAUCUUAACGCGCACGUCGCUGAACAAGUGUACUGUUGUAAUAAUUGUGAUUAUAAAAGUAUAAAAAAAGAUAAUUUGCAAAAGUAUAUGAAAAUACAUACUGGAGAAAAACCUUUUUCAUGUAAUAUCUGUAAAUAUCAAUGUAUUUACAAAAGUCAUUUGCUAACACAUAUGAAAAUACAUACUGGAGAAAAACCUUUUUCAUGUAAUAUCUGUGAAUAUAAAUGUAUUACAAAAAGUGAUUUGCAAAGGCAUAUGAAAAUACAUACUGGAGAAAAACCUUUUUCAUGUAAUAUCUGUGAAUAUAAAUGUAUUACAAAAAGUGAUUUGCAAAAGCAUAUGAGAAUACAUACUGGAGAAAAACCUUUUUCAUGUAAUAUCUGUGAAUAUAAAUGUAUUUCAAAAAGUGAUUUGCAAAGGCAUAUGAAAAUACAUACUGGAGAAAAACCUUUUUCAUGUAAUAUCUGUGAAUAUAAAUGUAUUACAAAAGGUGAUUUGCAAAGACAUAUGAAAAUACAUACUGGAGAAAAACCUUUUUCAUGUAAUAUCUGUGAAUAUAAAUGUAUAGAAAAAAGUUAUUUGCAAAAGCAUAUGAAAAUACAUACUGGAGAAAAACCUUUUUCAUGUAAUAUCUGUGAAUAUAAAUGUAUAGAAAAAAGUAAUUUGCAAAAGCAUAUGAGAGUACAUACUGGAGAAAAAUCUUUUUCAUGUAAUAUCUGUGAAUAUAAAUGUAUAGAAAAAAGUAAUUUGCAGAGACAUAUGAGAAUACAUACUGGAGAAAAACCUUUUUCGUGUAAUAUCUGCAAAUAUCAAUGUAUUCAAAAAAAUAAUUUGCAAAAGCAUAUGAAAAUACAUACUGGAGAAAAACCUUUUUCAUGUAAUAUCUGUGAAUAUAAAUGUAUUACAAAAAGUCAUUUGCAAAGGCAUAUGAAAACACACACUUGAGCAGAACCUUUUUUGUGAGAGAUCUGGUAAAAUAUGUGCAAUAUUAUGUAAACGUGUUUUAUAUAAAUAUAAAAGUAUACUAGA